Phytophthora nicotianae INRA-310 is the source of this 958-nucleotide messenger RNA. RefSeq lists its product as hypothetical. NCBI's taxonomy places the organism in Eukaryota, Oomycota, Peronosporomycetes, Peronosporales, Peronosporaceae. Bases 260 to 613 code for a protein of 117 amino acids. The transcript is spliced from 2 exons. The record is from RefSeq and is a predicted model, not a curated record.
CCCUCGUGUUUCUUUGCGCUAAUGUUCGACUCUGACAACCGAGACGCUGGGCUACGAGCAACCGCCGCUUCUCUAUAUUAUCUGCUGUUGAUUUUACAGGAAAACAGUAGCGUGUUGGAGGUGAGGCUGGUGCAUUGGUAGGAUCGUCACAGCGCGGCGGUGAGGAAGGUGGCGACGCAUACUCGAGUAUCGAGUCCGUUCAGAUGUAGCAGCGGAACAGUUCAAUCUGAGCACAGCUGAUCACCGCACACGCGACGUCAUGCCUUCCGACCGAAAGAAUGCCGAGCCGCCGCGCGUGUACGCGGUGGGAGACUUCAGCUGGAUGGAGGACGAGCGCUACGGCGGUAAGAAGUCGCUGUGGACGCGCGUAAAGGAAGAUCCGCUGGUGCCGCUGGGUUGUGCGCUAACUACAGCCGUGUUACUGGGCGGCUUGGUGACAUUCCAACGCGGCCAGUCCAAACUUGGCAACAAGUUCAUGCAGGCACGCGUCGUGGCACAGACAGCAACCGUCGUCGCGCUGGCGGGAGGCGCUGCGAUGGCUGCUGGGGAGAAGCAGGAGAAGAAGAAACAGAGCUACGAGGACCGCAUGGAAAUCAAGCUGAGAGACGAGUAAGGGCAGCAGAGCUAACCACACCAUGAAGAAGGAUUAUGCCCAUUUUGCUAUUCAGCAUCGUACACACGUUCGUUUGAGCGUGGCCGCAGAAUCAGGUCAUACGUAUUGGGACUUCCGUUGGCUCCGAUGUUGAAAGAGUUCGUGUAUGUGCAGGACGAAUUCUAGUCUACUUAAGGAAUUCGACCAUAACAAGGCAAAAGGCAAACGAAAAGUGCAUUAGAAGACGAUACACGCUACGUGCUACAUGCACUGAUUUGCGUGUUGUCUGCUUACUUGCUGCUGAGACGGUGCUCGACAUAUCACUCUUUCAAUAAAAUGGGCUACGACACUGACCUUCUCUUCUAC